This is a messenger RNA of Hypomesus transpacificus, 2384 nucleotides long. Its product is annotated as interferon-induced protein with tetratricopeptide repeats 1B-like. The record is from RefSeq and is a predicted model, not a curated record. Gene Ontology annotation, molecular function: protein binding. Gene Ontology annotation, cellular component: cytosol. Bases 922 to 2163 code for a protein of 413 amino acids. Lineage: Eukaryota; Metazoa; Chordata; Actinopteri; Osmeriformes; Osmeridae. Gene Ontology annotation, biological process: defense response to virus. The transcript is spliced from 2 exons.
ACACACACACCUGACCUGAAUACACCUGACGUGAACACACACACACCUGACCUGAACACACACACACUUGUGUCCAGCCAACUGUCGUGCGCUUCAAAAAGAAAACACUUUUAACAACAAAUGAGGUUGUGCUUGAUGAUGGGUGGACAUGUGAGGUCUUCUGGAGAUGGGUUGCUAGGAGACAGACGAUGGGUUGCUAGGAGACAGACCUCGAUGGUGAAGAUGAGAACCCUGCCUCUGGUCACCAUGUUGAGGAACAGGAUCAUGGCUUCGUCCUCGUGAGGAGAGUACGUGUCGAAGAUCCUCUUGGCCAUCACGUGUCCCUACGACGACAACAACCAAACUGACAAGAGACCAGAGCAGGAGAGUAUCUACGAAACCACUCUGCUCCAUACCCACACAACACAAACGUGGUCGAAACCACUCUGCUCCAUACCCACACAACACAAACGUGGUCGAAACCACUCUGCUCCAUACCCAUACCCACAUAACACAAAGGUUGUUGGGCAUGGCUCAUGUUGAACGUGUAGGGGUGUAUCACCAGGGUUGACAUUUAAAGUUUUGGUUAAGUGUUUCUGUGAGGCGGCUUACGGUGGCUUGGUAGACGAUGACGUGAAUGUCCGUGCUCUGCUCCCCAUGUUUAGUUUUUUCCUAAUCCUGUCAGUGUUUAGCGGGCAGCUAUGGUAGCUCUAUUACAAGCCACACACAAGACAGGGAAAACGAAACCGAGGUGGGAAGACUUCUUUCUGUUUCUAUACUCAAGAAAGGGUUGGGAUUGGGGAUGGUCAAAAAACAAAGUCUAAACUCUGACUGCAUUCCUGGUUGAUGACAUCUCCAUCAACAUAUAAAGCCGUGCAUUCAAUGAAACUCAGUCAGACCUUCUAACACCAGUAAGAUAUCGAAACAGACAACUGCCUAACUAUGAGCACUCCUGAGACAACCUUGGAAAAACUGGAAAAGCUGGAAUGCCACUUCACGUGGGGAAUAACCUGCAGCCUGUCAAAACUGUGUUGGCUCAGAGAUCACCUGGAAGACAUCAAGACUGACGAGGGGUACACCUGGCUGGGUCACCUCUACAACCUCCUGGGUUUCAUACACUACAGACAGAAAAGUAAUGAUUCUGCCGUCCAGUAUCUCAGAAAGGCAGGGGAGGCCUUUCUCCAAAUCAACAACACGGUCUCAGAAGAGGGUCCAUGGCUGUUGGUCAACUAUGGAAACCUGGCCUGGAUGAACUUCCAUCUGAACAACAUGAGGGAGAGUCAGGACUACCUGGAGAUGGUGGAGGCUGUGAUGAGGGAUCACCCCCCUCCGUCCCAGGAGGAUCCACUGCACCCUGAGGUGUACGCAGAGAAAGCCUGGACUAUCAUGUGGUUUGGCCAGGACAAAAUGGCAACGGUAAUAAAAUGCUUCCAGAAGGCAAUUGCAAUGGAACCUGAUAGAAAGGAAUGGCAGACAAGCCACGUUUUAGCCCUCAACCUGGUUCACGACAGGUGCACUCCAGAGAAGAAGUCUGAGAAUUUGAAGAGACUUAAAAGGGCUAAGGAAGUUGAUCAGGAGGAUACAUUCCUUGCUGGCAUUUACUUACAAAGACUGGCUGAGAGUCAGACAAUCGACCAGGAUGAGAUACGAGCGCUAGCUGAGAAGAUUUUGAGUAAGCCCUGCGGUGCUAACAGUGGUCUUGGACCCUUACUCGAAGUCUACAAAAAGUACUUAACACAGGACGAAGCUUUGGACCUGGUACAGGAGGCUUUAAACAUAUAUCCAGAUGAUCGCAACUUGAAAGCCAAGCUUGCAAACCUUUACAAGUGGAAAAUCUUUUCACAGGAAGGCGUCCCUUGUACACCGAGUGUCAUCGACAGAAGCAUCAGUCUGUUCCAGGAAGUGAUCGCUCUUUACCCAGAAUCCUGUGUGGAGGCAAAGUUGGACCUUGCAUCUAUCUAUGCUAAGUCAGGACGUGAUGGAGCUGAUGAGAUAUACGAGGAGUUACUGGACAGACGUGACCUAGGGCCUGCUGAGUUACAGAUGCUGCACUACAAGUAUGCCCAGCACCUAAAUUAUCAUGUCCGUGACCAAGACUGGCGAGACAGAUCUAUAGAUCAUCACAAGAAGGUUGUAGAAAUACGAAAGAAAAGCAAAUAUCAGAGCAAGAGUGUCGAAUUUUGAGUCGAAUUGUGGAACGAGGACUAAACUACAGGUGUGCAGAAAUACAAGAUUUUUUGGAGGAAAAUUCAACCACGAUGUGAGGGAUGAGAAGGAGGUCUUAGAAGUGUGCUUACCUACAAUCAUUUUCAAGACCACUAUUCAGACAUGUUUCAUUUGACAUGUGAUUUUUUUCAUUAUUAUUCAUUAUUAUAAAAUUUUUAAAAAGUUUGUGUAUUUCUGAU